Ictalurus punctatus (channel catfish) is the source of this 2518-nucleotide messenger RNA. Its product is annotated as transcobalamin-1. The record is from RefSeq and is a predicted model, not a curated record. The transcript has 4 exons. Gene Ontology annotation, biological process: cobalamin transport. Gene Ontology annotation, molecular function: cobalamin binding. NCBI's taxonomy places the organism in Eukaryota, Metazoa, Chordata, Actinopteri, Siluriformes, Ictaluridae. The coding region runs from base 86 to 505 and encodes 139 amino acids.
CAUAUAAUCCUGUCAGACGAGAGCGUGCACACACACAGAGACACACACAGACACACACACAGCACCAGACUAAAGAAUCAGCAAGAUGGCCUUCAAAGUCGCAGCGCUUCUGUCUACGUUUAUGCUGAUAUACUUUUUGGCUCCACUCGUCUUCACUUCAGAUGUCCAGAAUCCCAGUCAUAUUUCACUAGUUGUAUACAACUCACUCACUAACAAGAAGAACCUGACUUUCAACACUGACAUUGCAUACAGAGGGAUCUUACUUGGUGCGAUGAGGAAAAUACAAGCAGCCACCAAUAAGUUCAGAUUCACCAUUCGUGAAGAUCCAAACUAUGGUCCAUUCCUUGUAAGUGUGAACGGAGUGGCAGGGAACAAUGCUGAACAUACGUACUGGGAGCUUCUGGUUCAACUGCAGAAUGGCACCAUAAUACGUCCUGAUGUGGGUGUUGGCUGUUAUAUACCAAACCCGAACGAUACAGUUAUCCUCAAAUUCACCAAAUGGUAAUCCAAAGGAGCUCUAAUGGUGCUGUAAUCAGGCUGGGGUCUUUUGGUCUCCUCAGAAUAAAAGCACAAUACAUUGUGGUAAAUUUGCAUAAUUGACAUUUAAAAAUUACAUCUCUUUGAUUCCUCUUUAACAAAAAAAGAUCAUGUUAAAAUCUCUUGCUAUAUGUAUGUAAUCCUUUUAAAAAUCUUCAUAUGUUUUUGUCUUGUUUAAUUCUUGGCACAUAGUGUUUAGGAAAUUCUUCAUCUGACAUUAUGCAAACCCUAUUAUACAAGCCCUUUUUGUGUAUUUUACUAAACUCUUCUCUCUUUUUUUGACAAAUUUGGCUAAAAAAUAUUUAUUAGGGGUCUCUAAGGUUAUGACACUUUUCACCUUUUAUUCUUAACUUCUUGGUUAUAUGCCUGUAGUUUUCAGAGUUACACACCCUUAUCCAGGUUGAAAUCACAGCCUUAUGAAAACAAGAAAGUAAUCAAGAAAAGUUAUGUGAGGAAAAAAAAUAAAAGCUAAAAAGUCAAUCAAGUGAUAUGUGAUAGUGCCUGGAGACAGAUGCACAAACAGAACCAGAUCAACCAGAGAUUAAGCACUACUAUAUAAACAAGGCUAGAACAUACUUAAACUAUCUCUCUCUCUCUCACUCACUCACUCACUCACUCACUCACUCUCUCUCUCUCUCUCUCUCACACACACACACACACACAUACACACACAAAACAACACUCCAGCAACAAAGGAGAGAACACGGGGAACUGAAAUAGGUUAAUUAAUUAAGCAAAACAACAAACAGGUGAGCAUGAUAAAACAGGAAAUCAGUGAGACAACAGAAGAAGUUCUGCAAGGACAGUCAGGGUUCCCUCUAGUCUGGGGGCAAUGACAUGAUGGUUGCAUAAGCUUAUUUUUGAUAUGCAGUAACUAUUUUACAUUCACGGUCACAGGCAAUUUUCUACAGCAGUGAUAAGGGAAAAUAAGAGCAUCUAAUGCUAAGCUAAUGGUAAGUGUAUUAAACUGCAAUAAGACCUGAUAUUUUCUAUCUGUGAUUGGUGUAGCCGUGACAUUAGCCUCUAAACCUUUGGCCUUUGCUAUUGUGAUGUCCAGUGGCUGAGCAGUGCCAUAGACCUUAGACUUUCUGCCAUAUGCUUUGGAAAGCUUUUUAUUUUUUUUAUUUUUUUUAUGUAAUUAUCAUUAUCAAUGAAACUGUAGUUGCAGCUCAUCAGAACACGCUGAUGCUACAAAUAGUCAGACAAACACCUCAUAACUGAUAUAAUGCCAGAGUGAAUCAUGAAGUGAGACAAAAUUAAUAAAUUUAGUAGGCAACAGUUAUAAGCACAUAAAUCUGACCUUUAUAAUAGAAGUAGAUCAUAAUGUGAUUUAAUAUUAGCUACAUUUUAGUUUAGAUGGGUGAAUUAGUUUAGAGUAUCAUAUUUAGGCUGCUGUGAUGGUAACAUAGCAGUAAUUAUGAAUAUUAAUGAGUGAUUAUGAUCUGUUAAUGAUUUUAACUUUUAAAACUUUAGCACCAAGUACAAAAUAAAUAUUGUUAUAGGCAUAUUGCUGUUUGUAUUCUGCUUUAACUGUUGGUUAGAGGUGUUUGAUGAACCAUAACCUAGGUCCAGCAAAACUAUAAUGUCCUGUCUAGGACACAUUUGAAAAAUAAUUAAGUGACUUCUGAACCCUUAAGAAAUCAAGGUUCAAGUACAGCACCUAUAUUCAGCCUACACUGUUAAAAAAUUUAAUUUUACAGGUAAUGGUAUGUUGUUUUUUUUUGCUUGUUUGUUUACAGAAUUUCCCUUUUCCCAUUAAACAAUGAAAUGCAUGUUGUUUUACCGAUAUUUUCUGUAAUUUAAAGUUUUACCAUUGAAAUUGCAGGUGAUUAAUCGUCAUUUGAGAUUACAUCAAUAUUAUGCUUUUAAAUGCAAUUUAUAGUAUCACAUUAAAAAAUGUAAUUAACUAUUAUUUUACAGAUUUUUCCUGUUUGUGAUAAAGAAAUGAAUUACAGAAUUACAAGUAAAAUUACAGAAGUCA